This is a messenger RNA of Strongylocentrotus purpuratus (purple sea urchin), 2581 nucleotides long. Its product is annotated as gamma-aminobutyric acid type B receptor subunit 2. Bases 12 to 2198 code for a protein of 728 amino acids. Gene Ontology annotation, biological process: G protein-coupled receptor signaling pathway; gamma-aminobutyric acid signaling pathway. The record is from RefSeq and is a predicted model, not a curated record. Gene Ontology annotation, molecular function: G protein-coupled GABA receptor activity. The transcript is spliced from 16 exons. Gene Ontology annotation, cellular component: G protein-coupled receptor heterodimeric complex; membrane. Lineage: Eukaryota; Metazoa; Echinodermata; Echinoidea; Camarodonta; Strongylocentrotidae.
GAACGGAUGUAAUGUAUAAAGAACUCUACAACACGUCUACGACAAAGAUCAUGGUCCUAGGUGCAGGAUGUUCCAUCGUUACCCAGCCAACGGCACAAGCAUCACAUCUAUGGAACCUGCUUCAGUUGUCGUACUCAUCAGCCUCUCCCAAGUUAUCAGAACGGGACCUCUUUCCAAAGUUCUUCAGGAUGUUCCCUCCUGAGACGGUCUUCAAUGUCGUCAAGUUCGCCAUGUUACAUCAUUUCAACUGGCGUAAGGUCGCCACUUUGCACCAAACCAUCGAACUGUUCUCACUGCCGACCGCGGAUUUCCUGACUGGUGCUCGCUUGCAAGGAAUUGAGAUCAUCGCAUCAGAAAGCUUCUCUGAAGACCCCUCCCUUCAAGUCACAAACCUUAAGAAACAAGGAGCACGUAUCAUCAUCGGUAACUUUUAUGAGAACCGAGCGCGACAGGUAUUCUGCCAGGCUUACAAAGAUGGAUUGUACGGAGAAAAAUACGUGUGGAUCAUCACAGGUUGGUAUAGCAAUGAGUGGUGGAGGGUAAGGGAUCCAGCUCAUCCUCACGAUUGCACCUCGGAGCAGAUGGAUGAGGCUGUACGAGGGUACUUCACCACAGAUGCGUUACCUCUCAGUCUAGCGCAACAUCCAGGCGUGUCGGGAAAGACCACGGAGCAGUUUUGGGAGGAGUAUAACGAGUAUGUCGGAGGUAACCCUGAAAGUCUCUCAGGUUACCAGGAGGCUCCUUAUGGGUAUGACAGUGUCUGGACCAUAGCUCUCAUGCUACAGGAAGCUGAAGAGAUGCUUCAGAGAAUGGAUCCGCCGAAAUCGAUCGCCGACUUCAGCUAUGAUGAUGACGAAAUAGCGGACAUAUUCUACAACAUCAUGAACAAAACCAACUUCGAAGGGGUGUCUGGGCCAGUCCAAUUCACUGCCGCUGGUGACAGAAAAGGUCUGAUGCAGGUUGAGAGGCAGAUAGGAAAUACCGAAGUACGUGUUGGUAUCUACGAUCCAUCCAGAAACCCUGGAGAUGAGUUGACAUGGAGUCAAGAAAACCCCAUCAUCUGGCAAGGUGGACGACCACCACUCGACUCAAUCAUCGAGCGAGAAACUCGUGUGAACAUCUCCUUCGCGAUCUUCAUCGUGAUGACGGCUCUGGCCUUGGCUGGGAUCAUCAUGGCCGUCGCUUUCCUUGCCUUCAAUAUCAAAUACAGAGCAAAGAGGUACAUCAAGAUGUCUAGCCCUAAGAUGAAUAAUCUGAUCCUCGGAGGAGGGAUACUUGCAUACCUCUCCAUCAUCUUCCCUGGGGUAGACUCCAUCGAUAUCGAUGACGUCACAUUCGUAUGGAUGUGUAGGUCUAACUUAUGGAGUCUAGCUAUCGGAUUCUCAAUGGCCUUUGGUGCAAUGUUUACAAAAACAUGGCGGGUUCAUCGCAUCUUUACCACCAAAACUGCGAUGAGAACGAUGAUCAAAGACUAUCAGUUAUACGGCGUGGUCAUGGUCCUCAUCAUACUCGAUAUCAUCGUCUUCGGUUUUCGAGAAAUCUUCGAUCCGAUCUUCCUAGACGUUCAGACCAGUAGACAGAACCAAGAUGAGGAUGUAGUGUUAGUGUUGCUUCGGCGGACAUGUACGUCACACUACGUGGUAUAUUGGAAUGGUAGUCUACUCGUACUCAACGGGCUUCUACUGGUCUUCGGGGCUUUCUUAGCCUGGGAGACUAGGAAGGUCACUGUACCAGCUCUCAACGAUUCCAAGUAUAUCGGUAUGAGUGUCUAUAAUGUGGUGGUCCUGUCUUUCGUUGGAGUACCGGUCUCCCUGGUAUUAGACGAUGUCAACGCCCACUACGCAAUCAUUGCAAACUUUGUCUUCUUCGCCACCACGCUCACACUGUGCAUGGUCUUUGUGCCUAAACUUCGGGUUCGUAAUGAAGUGGAACCUAAAGGAACUAUGUUUUCAACGAUGGGUAACAGUCAUAAUCAACAAAGUAUUACAGAGCCUGCACCGGAUAAGAAAAUACGGAUGUUAAGUGACCGGAUAGAAAACCUACAAGACCGACUGGAUAAGAAGAAUAAUCGAAUCAAGGAGUUGGAGAGCUGCGUCAUACCCUCAUCCGAUGCAACCAAAGGAGAGUGUAGCAGCGACCUCAGCACGGAAAGAUGCGAAGAAGCGCGAGAACAAGCCGGUCCAUCUCACCACAGAUGAGGAUUACUCCAACACAGUAUGGACAUCAUCAUUACACCAACCAUCAGUGGCGUAGAUGAGGGGGGCACGGAGGGCACGCGCCCCUCCUCAGUCGAAUGGAGACGCAAAAAAGAGGUGACAACAAGAGGAGAGAUGAAGCAAAUGGGAAAAGAACGUGAGAUAAUAAUAUGAGGAAGGUCGAUAGCUCGAAAACGCUCUUCAAAGGUUAUACUAUGUGGAUCAGUAAUGUGGGGAUAACAUGAUAAGUUUGGAAUGAAAUAUGUUGUAAGAGGUGCAUCAAACGAUGAUCGGGAAAUGCUUUGGGGUGAUCCGCCGAUCUGCGUCCUUGAUGUGUAGUGUACAGAGAAGAAAAACCAAUGAAGAUAGUUAUUAAAAGGGUGCUG